AAUUUAAUGGACCAAUCAAUUUUGAUUCGUUUCUCAAUAAAAUUCUCUAAUCAUCGAUCAAUUGAUUUUCAUAUUUCACGAAAUUUAGUAUUUCCGUUAUUUGCCAUUAUGAACACGAUGUGCCUUUUUGUCGGAUUUUUAUUGUUAACUUUAGACAUGAUUGUUCCAAGUGUUUCACAAAUACCCCAUGUAAAUAAUAACUUGUACGAAGUUGCAUUGGAGAGAGCCGCAGAAGUUAUUAUGAAUGAAUAUGACCAUAUCGGAGAAAGUCUUACAAAAAUAAUCGUUAGUGCAUACAAAUGCAUAGCAAAACCGAAACAAUUAAUCUGUCAUGAAAAGCACAUAGAAUUAUAUCAGUGUAUGCGUCCAGUACAAAAAAUAUUCGAUAAAGCGCUUGGGACGAAAUAUGAGGCAGUUGCAAGAUUGAUGAUAAACUCACUUAUUUCUGCUAAAAAUUACAUAUGUAACGCUAAGCUCAAGGAGAUUCUUGAAAUAGUAAACCCUUGUAUCAAUCUGAAUUCGGAGGCAAUCAUGAAAUGUUGGGAGAAAACGAUAGGAAAAUAUGUAAAACCUGAGGAAAUUGUCGAUAUAAAAGAUGAGUAUUGCAAGGACUUUCAAGAGACAGAAGAUUGUACUAUAGAAGUUAUGACCAAGAACUGUGAAAAUUUUUCAACUCGAGAAUCUUUAUCUAAUUUUUACAAAACCUUGUUCAUAUAUCCAUGUAGCAUCUAUUGACCACUGUAUUGAUAUAUACAAUAUAUUUAAUUUGAUGCAA
Molecule: messenger RNA, 775 nt
Organism: Harmonia axyridis
Lineage: Eukaryota; Metazoa; Arthropoda; Insecta; Coleoptera; Coccinellidae
Exons: 5
Coding region: 7-735 (242 amino acids)
Source: RefSeq, a predicted model, not a curated record